AUGACGACGUUGCAUACAACUGUGCCACAACGCUUAGAUCCCAAAAUCAAUCUGGCCUCCGCCCAGUCCAAACGUCAGCUUUACACGGAACUGCUGGCAACGACAACUUUGAUCAACGAUGACGCUCCUACUAUUGACAAUUGUGAUAGCUUGAAUCUCGAUCUCCAUAUCGAUUUGGGCCUGAUGCUUGAUGAUUUGAAGCUCGGAGAAGACACGUUUCAGGAAAGACCGAUCGAUGACGACAAAGCAAAUGAUGCUGACUACAGCCUCCCGUCACCAGAUGAUAUGCAUGAACGGGAUAUUCAUUCGACUCAUUCCAUAAACACAAGCCAUCUGACAAAAACCCAUCACACCCGCAAUACUCAGACUACCGCAUACAGUAAAACUAGCGUGAAGACUCAAGGAACUACCCAAACUUCAAAGACGCAACGCACGAUGGCUCUGCUCCAGGGUGUCGGGCGUAAUUUGAAACGUUACUCAAUGUUUAAGCAAGAGCCUGACCACCACAGCGAUGUUGUUUCUAGAGAACGGUCGUACAAGCGCUUCUCAUUCGGUGGAACCCUUAAGCGUAUCAAGAGCAACCGCUUGAUCGAAGAAGCUUUUAGUGUACCUAACGCGUCAAGAGACAGGUCACUAGUCGGCGGCAAUCCUUUGGUACUGAGAGAGUCUCAGCAAAAUGAUCGCCACGCCCCAUAUUGGAAAUAUCACGUCCUACGAUAUGGAAGUGACUUGUAUCUCACUACAAACCCGGACACCGAGCAUCUUUAUUGUCGUAAUGGUCCUGGCUUUUACGUGGAGGUCUUGUAUUUCGACAAACUGGCCCUGCCAGACCCAUCGUUGGGCUUCAACCUUAUUUUCAAAGACAUGACCUCGUUUGAAUCCCUGUCACGGGACGCUCAAAAUCCAGUAAUGGUCAUUACUAAAAAGCCUCAAUAUCAAGGCGGUUACUUUGCCAUUCUGAUACCAACAAAGCUGCGAUUGAUGAAGCAGGCACCAUUUUCGAUGUCGCAGGUUUCACAGACAUCUCUAUCGCACACCCUGCAUUUUCGAACGUCCACUACCUUGUCACUGGCAACAUCAUACAACGGUUUGUUGAUUCCUAAAGAAAUCCCAUCGAAAUAUUGUCCGCCUGGGGCCGCAGAGGCUCAACUUCCUAGGUUAAAUUUCGAGUAUAGAGAUUUUAACAACUUGCGAUGGAAUGUGGGACUGAUACCCCGUUUUCGCUCCCUGGGGAUUGCACUCAGAACUCGUCUGUGGGUUCUGGGGUUGAUAGGGGGACGGAGUAAUGAGGAAUCACAGUCUUGUUAUGUUGGAAAGCGUAAUGUAUAUUUCCAUCAAAAUUACAUCGUCGAUGGUGAUGACGAUGAUAAUUCUGCAGCUUUACUUUAUAAGGAGUCCGAUCCUGCGGCUGUACACACUGAUGAUGGCCACACGAAAUUCCCACCCGUUUUGGCUGUUUUUAGACCGAAUGACCAGAAGCUACACAAAAAAAUUUCCAGACAUUUGAAGCGCAAUCGUCUUCCUGGCUCGUCAAACUACGUGCUGAGUAAGUUCCGUGGGAGAGACAUGGAAGAGGAUUUAGGUGUUGGCCUGAGUGUAACAAAGUACUUUACUGGGGGUGACGGUUUAUAUUAUGUUCAACAUCCUCAAGAUGACACACCUGAUGACGAUAAGCUCGGUUGGAUUACGGUAUACGAAGACGAUCGCGUAUUUAGACCAGACAAUACUAUCAUGUUCGAUAUAGUUGUCGGUUUGACAUUGGCGGUAGGAUUGCACGCAAAAGAAUAA
Diutina rugosa is the source of this 1788-nucleotide messenger RNA. RefSeq lists its product as uncharacterized. The coding region runs from base 1 to 1788 and encodes 595 amino acids. NCBI's taxonomy places the organism in Eukaryota, Fungi, Ascomycota, Pichiomycetes, Serinales, Debaryomycetaceae. The record is from RefSeq and is a predicted model, not a curated record. The transcript has a single exon.